Molecule: messenger RNA, 1302 nt
Organism: Penicillium cosmopolitanum
Lineage: Eukaryota; Fungi; Ascomycota; Eurotiomycetes; Eurotiales; Aspergillaceae
Product: telomere repeat binding factor family protein
Exons: 3
Coding region: 1-1302 (433 amino acids)
Source: RefSeq, a predicted model, not a curated record
AUGUCUCCUCCUCCUCCACCCCAGCAGAUCUCCCAGGAGUCCAUCGAACACAGUACCCCAAUCAGUCCAGCUAAGCAACCGACGCCCAAGAGCACACACAGACGACAAUCAUCCAAGCACAACGACCUCGCUCGGAAUAUGGAUUUCCUCAAGAGGCGCCGGGAAGCGCGCCAACAGCAAGAAACGGCCAAAGGACCGGAAGGGGAUACGACUGGCUUUUUCUCAGACAUGACCGUGCCAGAAGCGAGCUCUCAACCGCCAAACCUGAGCGAUGCAUCGUUGCCUUCCCCUGGCGAGGUUAUUCGAAACCCUCAUGGUGUCACUAUGCCUCGGGAGAUCGCCCAAACACCCGACGAGGAUAUGCAAUAUCCACCUCAUGAUAACGAUGACACCCUCCUCAACGACGGCGAGGAGCUGGACCUGGGCAGUUACAGACGUUACGAGCUCAUGCAAUCAACCAGCCCCCCUGGUUCCGAGCGGGCUCGUCAAAACUACAACCGGGGCCGCUGGUUCGACUCCUCACCGCGGAACCAAUUCACGUCAAUCAAUGAGCCACAGCAACGACGUACACUUCUCGACCAGCAAGAACACCGCACACGAAUCAACUUUUCCUCCGAAGAUGAGAGCCAGCUUACCGAAAAGCGUAUGUCUCAAAAAAGCCCGGCAAAACAAGAGACAGCGAAGAGGCGACACGACGAGGUAGAGAAUGACUCUGACAAUGAUGAUUCUGAUGAUGCGUUUGACCCACCCGAGUCCAAGAUGGUUUUGGUCUCCAAUGGAGCCAGCAAACUUCUCGAAAUAUCCAACAAGAGACAGCGUAUAAACACCACGGAUGAGGAUUCUAGCGCGGCAGAUCAGCUCCACGAUGACUUGAGAGCCACCCGUGAUACCAACCAGACCCAGAGAAAAACGUCGAGGCAGCCAGCAUCCACACAAGUCCAAUCACCCGAACCUGAGUCUUCUCGAAUUGCCCGUGCCCGAAGCGAAGCUGUGAACCCACCACCGAGCCAGUCUCGCUGGAGCCAGGCAAACGAUCCCUCGUCGGCUACAAUUACAGCUGCGAACAUGAGAAGAAGAUGGACGGCAGAUGAAAACGAACGCCUCAUUCAACUUAUUGGUCGACAUGGCAGCGCCUGGGCACAGAUCAAGGCGCAAGACGACAUUUGUCCGAGGUCGGAAGGGGGUCCAAAAUUACAAGGUCGGACCCAGGUUAAUUUGAAGGAUAGGGCGAGAAAUCUCAAGAGGGCGUGUGAAAGAGAGGGUACGCCGUUGCCGAAGAACUUCGAGUUCAUUAAAUCCUGA